Carassius gibelio (silver crucian carp) is the source of this 5638-nucleotide messenger RNA. Its product is annotated as zinc finger protein 281. Gene Ontology annotation, biological process: regulation of transcription by RNA polymerase II. Gene Ontology annotation, molecular function: DNA-binding transcription factor activity, RNA polymerase II-specific; RNA polymerase II cis-regulatory region sequence-specific DNA binding. The record is from RefSeq and is a predicted model, not a curated record. NCBI's taxonomy places the organism in Eukaryota, Metazoa, Chordata, Actinopteri, Cypriniformes, Cyprinidae. The coding region runs from base 330 to 2867 and encodes 845 amino acids. Gene Ontology annotation, cellular component: nucleus. The transcript is spliced from 7 exons.
AGACUGUUAUCUGUUCCUCUGUGCCAUAGUUCACUAUCGGACGCUGCUCCAAUGCCCUGGAUCACAGCGCCUGUCUCCUCGCAGGACCCGUCCGCUCUACCCACAGUUCUCCGCGCUCAGACAAGAUGGAGGAACGCAGCAGCUGCAGGAGAACAAUGUUUGGACUCUGAACAUUAAAAGAAACGAUCGAGGGGGGAAAUACACACAGAGAGAGCCAACGGUGGACAUGCACUGGAUGAGUGAGGUGGCCUUGCAUUAAAGCAGACCCUGUCGCCCUCUGUUCCAGCAUCAGCAUCAGUGUGUAACACUCUGCGCCUUGCCCCUUCAACAUGAGCUUGAUCCAGGACAAAUUUGGAAAUGAGUUCCUCCGCUCCAACGGUGGCAUGGAGCCAGGCUUUGGUCCAGGCAUGCUCAUGUUCAGCCACCUACCCCCUGUUACUAGCUUCACCCGGCUGGCCAGUCAAACAGUUAUGGCUGAUCUGCAGCCCCACGAGAUGAUCUUGAAGAAGGAGAGGGACUCGCCAGACUGUGGAGGAGGGCUGAGUGCUGGAGGCAUGGGUGGUGGAGGUGGCAUAGGAGGGAUGAUGGGAAGCAUGGGAGAUUACGUUCAUGCAAUGGGCAUUAAACAGGAGAAGGUCUCUGAACAUGAUUACAGGCUGCCUCUCUACCCUGGAGGUGGAGCCGGAACUGGGAUACGAAGUGGAGGAGAGUUGCUGGAGGUCUCGCUGGGUAACCAUCAGAACCUGGUGGUCCAUGACCUCAGUCUGGGAAACCUGUCAGGACGGCUGGUAAAGGAAUCCUCAGGGAGGAAAGGUCGAAGGUCAAACGGCGAGGGACAGGAGGCCAAGACACGGAGGAAACGAGGAGAGUCGAAGUCAAUGAUGCUGGAUCCAGAUGGAGGGAGCUUGUCUCCAAACUCCAAACCGCACAUCUGUGAGCACUGCAAUGCAGCAUUCAGGAGCUCCUAUCAUUUACGCAGACAUGUGCUUAUACACACAGGUGAGAGGCCUUUCCGCUGCACUCAGUGUAACAUGAGCUUCAUUCAGAAAUACCUCUUACAGAGACACGAGAAGAUCCACAGUGGAGAGAAGCCAUUCAGCUGUGACCAGUGCAACAUGCGUUUCAUCCAGAAGUAUCACAUGGAAAGACACAAGAGAACUCAUAGUGGAGAAAAGCCAUAUAAGUGUGACACCUGCCAACAGUAUUUUUCCAGAACAGACCGGUUGCUGAAGCACAAGCGGACGUGUGGAGAUGCCAUAAAAAAGGGUGUGGAUGGGGCAGAGCACGAGUUGGGCUCAGCAGGUGAUGGAGAACAUGGCAGCUACGGAAUCUCUCAGGGAAAUGCUGCUACGCCUAGCCGCAAACGGGGCAAGACAAAAAAUGCUGGUGAAGGGGGUGAGCGAAAACGUAAAAAGUCAUCUGGGUCUAUGGGAGUGACACAUAGUCAGGGGGUGGACAGUUACGGGGUGCAUGACUUUGGCUCAGCCGGGAACCACAUGGUAUCAACGUCAUCUUCAGCCCAGCCGGGCCCCAGCAUGCAUGGUGAACAUGGCCGGGCUCCCAAGAUGCCCUUUAAGAAAGGGAAUAGGAAGUUCCUGGAGAAAAAUACUCACCCCAUGGAUCAAUCCAAGCCAGGAGGCAUGGAGUUGCCUGCAGGAGGAUGCUUGGAAAGCCUCGGGCUUCUUCAAGGUUCAGGGGUCAAAGUUGGUUCCAGCAGCAGUAACUAUGAUGAUGCCAUGCAGUUUUUGAAGAAGAGACGAUACAUUCAUGGGCCGAACAGUGGCGGUGCUGCUUCUGGAACUUCAGACUAUGACGUAGGUGUAAGUCAUCUGCAUUCGCAACCCACAGUCAUUCAUGGUGUAGUUUCUGGGGUCCUAGAUGGCGAUGCUGCACUGGGCCUCCUCGACUCAUCCCCUCUGGGAGAUAUAAAGCAGGACAAGUCUGGUAUCCCAGAUGAGGUUCUCCAGAGCUUGUUGGACCACUAUGCUCACAAGCCUGAAGUGACCUUCGACAUCACCGAUCCCCAUCACGUUGAGCUCCAGCCAGCCACCACGGAUGCUGCAGACCCGUUGGGAACUGAGGACACCCCGUCAAGUCCCAACAGUGGCGACAAAGCUGUAAUCAUGCAUGAGUACUCACGUUUUCUCCUACAGGCACUGGAGAGGACCAGUCACAGCGCAAGCUUCCCAAUGGGUUCCAGUCCUGGUUCUUCCGUGACUACCACAGUACCUUUUUCAGGCCCUAGCCUGCUUUUGUCAGACAAGCAUGUGUAUACUUCCUCACCUCUGGAGUACUCGUACUCUCAACCUGUUUCGUCUUCACCCUCUCUUUCAUCUGUGCCAAAGUCCCACUUUGGUCUUCUUGAGGGCUCGUCGCCUCCAACGGGCUUCCACUUGAGCAGCCUGGAGCAGUCUGUGCACACGCAGCAGCUCACACCUUCCCAGGAGCUCACCGAACAGCUGGAGAAGCAGCACACCUCCCCUCCGCCGCCUCCACACACCCCUAACACCAACGCCUACCAGAUCACACCUCAGCCUCCAGACCUGGGUGGUCCAAAGGAACAGCAAGGGCCAAAAAAUGGAGCCGCAGCCACCACAGGAGGAUUCUCCCUGGCUGCGUCCCAGGACCUGGCCACGCUGGACACAGCCAAGGCUCCUUAUCAGAUCGAGAACUUUGCCCAGGCUUUUGGGGCGCAGUUUAAAGGGGGCCGAGUGUCCCUGGCCUUCAGCAGUGACUCGGGGGGAGAGGUAACUCACCGCUUACAGACGUCAGUCUCGGAAUUCUCAGGGUAUAGCAGUCUCUUGGCUGAUGCCAGCGACCCAGUCAGCAGUGGCUCCAAAACCCCAACAAGCCAAAGCUACAGGUGAAUGGGCUCCUGUGCCUAGAUGCUCAGAUGGAGGUUCCCUAUUUUAAUUUUGUCAUGCUGUCUUUAUUUUGUAUUGCUGUUGUUGUUGUUAUUAUUAAUAUUGUUAUUAUUAUUGUUAUUUAGGUCUCCUACUUUAAUGAAAUUGUAAUGUUUUUAAGUAAUGUUUUUCUCACUGCCAUUAUGUUCACAUGAAAUUUCACCCCUCCUUUGGCCUGUGAUGCAUUUUCCAUUAUUACGUUCUUCUUUUCUUUUUUUCGAUUUCCUUUGGAAUAAAAGGAAAUGCUCCAUAGACUUUUAGUUCUGCUCUGUUAAUCAAUAGACGAUAAAGAAAGCAAAAUUAGUAUAGUUUGCUUUUUUUUUUUUUUUUUUUUUUUUUUUCUCUCAAAAGUCAUUCAUUUACAUUUUCACAUUUGACUUCACAGAAAUGUAAAAAUAAUUAUGAACAAGCAAUGGCAGGGAGUCACCCAGAACUGAAAUCGUCUGUUACAAUGAAUCAAGUAUUACUCAGGAAAACGUGUGGACAGCAAAUCUCUAAGAAGGGUAGCAAGCAUUCAUCCAGGAGGCAGAUAUUUUUGCAAAUACAAAGAGCUUUUUCAGGAGAUUUUUUUUUUUUUAAUUCUAAUUCUUCUGAAUAAGUUCAUCAAGCAGACGAAAAUGCUGCCUGUUAAAUUACACUGACACCACUUUCCACUUAGCUGUAUAGAGAUUAUGGUACUUUUAUGUCAAUGUGAAAUGCUCACAUUCGCUUUCAGUAAGGGCCAUAUAUAUAUAAAUAUAUAUUUAUAAGAAUAUCUGUGUGUAAAAUAACAUAUACUCUCUCUUGAGACUGGCAGGUGACUUGGAGGGGGAUAAAGAGGGACUGAGUUUGUGAAGGGAGGCCCGUGACUGUCUUUUUUUCCCCUUGGAUUGUGAAGCCAAGGGCUAUACACUAGGGGGCACUGCAUGUGAGCGUGUAAGUGCCUCUUGGCUCAGGCCACAUCAUAGGAUCCUUCUGCGCCUGUCUGGCUUACUCCUCCCUCUCUCCCUCCGUCCACUUCUCCUUUGCCCUCUUCGUCAGAAAGAAUCCCAUUUAGCACUUUUUUUAAUCCUGUUUAUUUUACACGGUGAAUGAAACUACCCAGGCUGUUCACACAGAAUGUGAACUGUGUAACUGACAUGCUGUUUUGAAAAGGGGGCAGUGGACAGAAAAGGGGCGGGACUCAUUUUAGGAAAGCGUAGAUUAUGUUGAAAAGACCAAUGAUAAGGUCUUCUAGAAAAUGUUAGUUUCAAUGGGACGUGUUUGCUGGAAUUAAGGGUGGGCUUUUCUCGGGGGACGGGAGUGUAGGGUGUCUUUUUUUAUAUUUUAUUCCUAGUUUCUCAUUGACGCAGGGCAGGUUAUAAAGGGGGAUUUUUCUUCUCCUUUUUGUUAUUUCAAAAGUAUUGUGUUGGGAAAAUGUGCUUUGUGGUAAAAUGGCCCCUGUUGUACCACUUUUUUUUGUUUUGUUUUUCAAGCCUUUCUCCAGAGGCGACUUGUAAAAAGUCCCGAUCUUAGUAAUUUAUAUAGUAUUGGUCCUAAAUAUACUGAUGGAACAGUCCAAAAGGAAUUUAGCCGACUUAUUGCAGUGUGCAUGCAGGGCAAAGUAUUACCUUGAACUACAUUUUUAUAUGUUUGAUUUUGUACUGUACAAGUAUUAUUGUCUUUUUUUUUUUUUUUAAUCGACAACGGUCUUCCAUCAGCGCUGUUGGCUGCUGUUACACUGUCCUUGAAUUACUGUCAUCUAAUGUUGUUCCUUUUUCAUGCGUUUUGCCUACCGAUCCCCAAAAGGACAGAACCACAUGCAAGAUUGUUUGACAGGCGGACUCCUCUUAGGGAACACAUACUGACCACUAGGAUUCAUUUAGGAAGGUUGGGGUACUCCGUUCACAACAAUGGAAAUAAUAAUAAUAAUAAUCAUCAUCACAUUAAUGAGGAGUGUGAUGAUUAUAAUGAAAUAAUCACAGCUGAUGUUUUUAUACCUCAUAUCACUGGUGACAGAAGCAGGGAUAUCAAAGAGUGACUGUAUGUAGCAUGACUGAUGUGGCUACCGUUAAGAAACGCCUCAAAUAGUCCCUUUGCCAUUUUUUUUUUAUCGUGCUAUUUACUUUUUUUUCCCUCUUCAGAGACAAUUUUAUGUGAACGCAAGGUUCUUGAAGUUGGUCACUUUGUAUCGUUUCAAUAAAUGUAAGGUCAGGAGAUCUAAAGAUGCUAUGAAUUGAAAUCUAAAUUUAUUCAGAUGAGCACAGGCUAUUAAUGUUUUUUUUUUUGUUUUUUUUAUUCAGCCUGUGCCCAACAGUUAUAUUCUGUGAUUUGUUUUAUGAUUUGAUGUGAAGCACAGCUGAAAAAUGUGUAAAGCCCCCUCAGACACUGUUAAGCAUUGAAUGAUGUGGCUUGAUCUGUCUGUCAGUGCUUGCCACCAUUAGGAUGGAUUUCUUGACACUUUUUAAUGAAUUUUUUUGGCUUCACGCUUUAUAUUCCUGGACGUUUUGUUUGUGUUGGUGUUUUUUUUUUUUUUUUUUUUUUUACAUGGUUAAUAACACUAAUUUUUUUCCCCUUUUUUAUUUUUUUUGCAUGUACAUUUUUUCAGAAUUUGUUCUUUUUGCUCCCAUUUGUCACCAUGCCAAAUUUGUAGCUAAUGAUCUUUUUCUCUCCUGUCUUAUUUGAUUACAGAUUCUUGUGAUCUGAUACACAGGGCUAUACCUGUCCAUUUUGACUUUUAUUAUUGAUUAGGAAAAACAAUAAAAAUGCUGAGAUCA